AUGUUGGCGUUUGGCCUCUCCGUGUUGAGUAUCUUGUCACUAGGUCAUGCCAAAGUUGUCAGGUACGACGACAUCGUCCCCUUCGCCCAACCUGUACCGGUCACAAUAACAGAGAAGCGCGCUGUCGAGUUCAAGCCUCAAGUCCACACAAAUGGAGGCUGUUAUCCGUAUCCUGUGGUGGAUACAGACGGAAAUACAGGAGACUGUUUAGCAUCUUCCGGUCCUGACAGUAAGAGCUGUAAUGGACCCAGUGUUGGAUCCCAGGUAUACGGCCGAGCUAAACGGUUCACUGACAAGUGGGCGAUCAUGUACGCUUGGUACUUACCGAAGAUCAGCAACGGCUGGGGUAUUGAGUCCCGUCAUUUGUGGCUCGAAACAAUCGUCUGGCUCGAUAGCUUCGUCCUCGAGAGCCCGACGAUUCUAGCCGUAACAACCUGGCAUCAAGGCAAGUACCAGAAAUACUUACCCUCUCUUGCAGACACCCUAAACGGAACUAGCGUCAAACUUGACUGUACCAACACGUUGGAGUAUGGGUACAUGCUCGACGUAACAAAUAGGAUCGGUGAGACCCAGGACCUCAUUAUGUGGAACCAACUGACGGACGCUGCACGUUCGGCUCUCCAAUGGACAGACUUUAACGGCCUCUCAGCUCCCAUUAGCGACGGUAGAUUCGAAGAGUUGCUUGAGAAAGCAAAUAAAUAA
This is a messenger RNA of Phytophthora nicotianae INRA-310, 702 nucleotides long. RefSeq lists its product as hypothetical. The coding region runs from base 1 to 702 and encodes 233 amino acids. The transcript has a single exon. The record is from RefSeq and is a predicted model, not a curated record. Lineage: Eukaryota; Oomycota; Peronosporomycetes; Peronosporales; Peronosporaceae.